GAGUGACGUACCGGUACAGAAGAGAAUUGCAAAGAGGCGCCCGCGCAUGCAGAACAGGAUCACUUUCUUGGUGCAUCUCCAAAGUCAAUGCUUCACUAUCGUAGCGCUGGCAGCAUUCAUGGCUCCCGGUCCGAUGGCUGGUCUGGGAAAGUUGUUGGAGGUGCAGGUUGCUCGCCACGUCCGCCCACGCGUUGGAAUCAUUGAUUGCUGUCGCAGGGACAUCCAUGGAGGGUUGGUGGCCUCAAAGCCUGCCCCUGAGAGUACCGCACCCAAGCUAGGGCCAGUGGGAACAGCGUCCUUUGACGAUUUUGGAUCAGGGUCCUUUCAAGCAGCAGAUCAGGCGGCCUGCUCCGCAGAUCCUUUGAAUUUGGAGGACACUGAGAGACUUUACUCUGCCCUCAGCACAGGAGAACUUGCAAAAGGGGUGUUUAAUCUGUCAUUGGUGGGAAGUUCGCUCAUGGUGGAUGCAAGCUCAAAGUUACUGAUGUCAGACCUUAUGAAGAACAAGUUGUUUGCAGCACCUGUGAAUUGGGUUGUGCGGAGGACAGCAUAUUCUCACUUCUGUGCGGGAGGCACAAUUGAGGAGGCCAAAGCGACCCUUUUGAGAACUUCAGAAUUGGGUUUGAGGAGCAUCCUGGAUUACAGUGUUGAGGAUGCGAUGGACGCGGCUACUUGUGACAAGAACCUGGCUGGCAACCUGGAGACGCUGCGCCAUGUGGCCGCCCUACCACGCCACUGCUCCAGCCAUUCCGUUGUCAAGAUCACCUCGUUUGUGCCCCUGCCUGUCUUGGAGCGAGCGAGUGCCCUGUUGCGCUGGCAGCAUCAGCACCCAUCGGUGGACCUCCCCUGGAAGCGGCCCUCCUUCCCCGUGCUGGCCCCCGGCAGCAUCCUCCCCGCCCAGGCGGAGCCUGCCCCGCUGUCCCCUGAAGAGGUGCAGAGCUUGGAGGAGUGCCUGGAGCGGCUGCGCGCGGUGUGCCGGGCGUGCCAUGACCUGCACCUGCCCCUGCUCAUCGACGCCGAGUACUUCUCCGUCCAGCCUGCCAUUGACUAUCUGGCGGGUGUGGCUGCGCUGGAGUUCAAUCACGACUUCCCGCUGGUGGUGAACACGUUCCAGUGCUACCUCAAGGACACGCUGCCCCGCCUCCAGCUGGCCAUCCAGGCCGCCCGCAGCGCCAACGUUGGCUUUGCGGCCAAGCUCGUCAGAGGUGCGUACAUUGUGAAGGAGACACAGCGCGCGGCAGCGGGCAGCUACGAGACCCCCAUCCAGGCCGGGAUCGAGGCCACGCAUGCCAACUACGAUCGCUGUGCGCGCCUCAUGCUCGAGACCGCAGCGAAGAGCGCCAAAAGCAAUGCGGUAGUGCUGGCCAGCCACAACGCGGCGUCCGUGCGGCGCGCCAUCAGCACGGCGGACGCCCUGGGCCUGGCGCGCAAGGACGAGCGCCUGCAGUUCGCACAGCUCAAGGGGAUGGCCGAUGCGCUCUCGCUUGCGAUCGGACAGGCGGGCUAUCUGUGCAGCAAGCUGCACCCGUUUGGAAGUCUGGAAGACACGAGUGAGUGGCGGGCCCCCUUGUGGUACAGCCUCACGACCGGUCAAUUAGGCAUGGCUGACGGCCUUUCACUCGCACUGGCACGCUCGGGCUUCAACGCGUCCAAGCUCAUCCCGUUUGCCUCGCUGGAUGCUGUCAUGCCUUACUUGAUCAGGAGGGCGCAGGAGAACAAGGGCAUGCUCAUGCAGGCAGGCACGGACAGGGCGCGCUUGCAGCACGAGUUGCUUCGUCGCGUAGGUUCGACGUUGGGGCUUGCUUGAGGAUCUGACGGGUGUCGAAUUUCGAGACAUUGCUGGAGGGUCGUUUGGUGGAUCUUAGCAAUGCGGUCUGAAGAAUCCUUACGUAUGCAACGCUCAGACCUUGUAUUAUGUGACUGGCAAGCACACGGAUACCCCCUGCGAGUCCUUUCCGCAAAUGAAAGACUUUCGAUAAGAUUGAUGCGAGCCGCUUGAAGGAACAUAUGUACAGAUUUGUCCGUUGAUUUCGACAGCCGAGUAGAAGAGCUGCGCAGGAACCUAGGCAAGCUAGAUAUAGAGCCACGUUGAUGGUGAUCAUUCUUUGCGAAAUGCAUCUUAGAUUGGGUAGCCCAAAGAUUCAGGAGCAAAAUCCGUUUUCAUAGAUCAUUGUACAGAUCGAAUUAAAUACAAGUUCACAUACAUUAUGCUAACCACUUUGUGACGAGCCUAGCUUUGUCUUGUAAAUCUUAUUGGGGAAGAUAAAGGAACAUACAUAGCGUAGUAUUCAUUCAGUGGGGAAGGUAAAGCUGCUUAAAGUAAUUGACCCAUCAAUAUGGGCAUUGUUUGAGUGACAGUGAUUAUAGUUCGGACCGCAUCUUGUUAUAUUGCAUGUAUUAAUCAUUUCAAUCCAUUUUGGAAGCGACAAGAG
Messenger RNA from Klebsormidium nitens, 2432 nucleotides. NCBI's taxonomy places the organism in Eukaryota, Viridiplantae, Streptophyta, Klebsormidiophyceae, Klebsormidiales, Klebsormidiaceae. The record is from the annotation of a GenBank genome assembly.